Pararge aegeria (speckled wood butterfly) is the source of this 3531-nucleotide messenger RNA. RefSeq names its product fibroin heavy chain-like (gene Cb10). The coding region runs from base 48 to 3266 and encodes 1072 amino acids. The record is from RefSeq and is a predicted model, not a curated record. NCBI's taxonomy places the organism in Eukaryota, Metazoa, Arthropoda, Insecta, Lepidoptera, Nymphalidae. The transcript is spliced from 3 exons.
CUGUCAGUAGCAUAACAAUAACAUUGUGCUCGGUAAGCUUCGCCACGAUGGAGCUCUCGGGUGUAGUUGUGUUAGCCCUAGUUAGCUAUGUGACAUGCACGCCAUACGGAUAUGGUGUUAAAAGUGGUGCAGUAGCGAGAGCUGAAGCAAACGCAGCAUCCGGUGCAUAUGAAGCUUUGCCUGCGGUUCCCCUUAGUAUUCCAAGUGGAAAUGGGUAUUCUGGAAGUUUCUCCAAGUCUUCAUCAUCCAGUUUUGCUUCUUCAAGUUCAAGUUCAAGCUCCAGUUCAAGUUCAUUUAGUUUUGGCGGAAGUGCAGCUAAUGGUGUAGCGGGAAAUAGUAUACCAUCGACAUUACACGGUGCACCUAGUAUUAAUAAUGGUAUCGGAGGUGGUGCUUCAGCUGCAGCUGUUGUCAGUUCUCUUGCCGGAUCUACACCACUCUCGCAAAAUGGAUUACCUUGCGGGGGAAAUAAUUGUAAUAACGCUGGAAUUACAAACAGUAAAUGCUCGUCAAAUAACUGUGGAUUGAGCGGAUAUCAACACAAUUCGAAUGAUAAUAAGAAUUGUUUAUCCGGACAGUGCCAACCAAAUUCAGAAACAUCAAAUUCUCCGACAAUCCAACAAACGGACUUGAACGAUUUUGAAGUUAAUAUUGGUGGGAAAUCUAAAUCUAGUACCAAUUUAGGCGGUCAAACGUCUGGUUAUGAUAAAAUCGGAUACCAAAAUUCUCAGAAUGACUGUUCCAAUGGGAAAUGUGCCAUAAGUACUAAAGAAGCAUCCGCUAUACCUACAACAUCGACACAUCAUAACCAAAAACCCUCAUUAAAAAACUGUGACUCUCCGGAUUCUGGAUGUGAUAUUCUUAUUCCUCUGGCACCCUCGGGAAGUGCUGUUUCAACUAAUCCUCAAACACCCUCUAUUCAUUUAACUACUCCUAAUGUUGGACCAGCUUGCUCCACUCACAAUUGCAAUCCUGCUUUAACCAGUGCCAAUUUAAACAAUGGAAAACCCUCAAGUUAUCAUGUUCCUAUUCUUGGUGCAAACCCAAGUGUAGAAUCACCAAAUUAUCAUAGCAAUACAAAUCCCACAGGGACCUUGUAUAAUUUACCAUCUACUACACCACCAAAACCUGAUAUAAUGCACAAAAUCCCUAGCUAUUCAGAUGGAAUUUAUUCUUCUCAAUUACCAAGUAGCUCCGCUGGGUCUCCAAAUUGUAAUGGACAAAACUGUGAUUCAAUUAUUAAUCUAGCUUAUCAAGCUCCAUCCAAUCCUUCCUGUAACAGACCUAAUUGUGGUGUCCACCCAAAUUAUUCAGGACCCACUCCACAAGCUAGCUUGGUAAAGCCUGGAAAUGCUAAACCUGAAAGUCAUGAUGGAUUUUUGAAACCAAAUUAUUACAACCCAACUGCACAUACAGGAUCUGAUGUUGCUCAUCCGGUAUCUUUAGAUACACCAAAAACAAACACAAAUAUUUUAACACCUAGUCAAAAUUCUCCGAGAUACACAGGUGGAUUUGGAGCCUCUAAUAAGCCAAUUGAUGGCAAUUUUGGACAUAUAAAUCCAAACAGUGGAUUUGGAACAUCAGGAGCGGAUGCACAUGGCAUAAAACUAGUACAUAGUUUGAUACCUUCUAGUCAGAGUAAGCCUUCGUAUACUGGUGGUUUUGGAGGUUCAUCGGGGUCGUUUGACACAAAUGCUGGUGCUGGAUCACAUUACCAAUCUAAGCCAGCUUCUAAUCCAAAUAAUGUGUCGCAUAAUAUUGGAAUAUCGGCUGGUUCUGGACAUGAUUCUACCGGGCUUACAAAACCAGAUUCCGUCUUACCUUCUAGUCAAAGUAAACCUUCGUAUGCUGGUGGUUUUGGAGGUUCAGCCGGGUCACUUGACACACAUACUGGUUCCGGUUCACAUUUUCAAUCCAAGCCAGUAUAUAAUCUAAAUACUCUGCCUCAUAAUACCGGUAUAUCGACUGGUUCUGAUUAUGAUUCUUCUGGUUUACCAAUACAAGAUUCCGGCUUUCCUUCUAGUCAAAAUAUUCCUUCAUAUACCUCAAGCGGAUUUGAGAGACCGGCUAGUCCAGCUGAAGUUAACCCUGGUGUAGACACACAUAAUAAUCCUCAUGUUGGAGGAGCGCCUGUAACUGGUUUACAUGGAACUUUUGGUAUAAAGCCAGAGUCUGGUGCGGGUACCAUUCAGAAAACUCCUAUAUAUACUGGUGGUUUUGGUGGAUCACCAGGCUCUUUUGACACAAGUUCUAAAAUUGGUACACAUGUUGAAUCGAAAAAGAACCAUGACAUAAUACCAUCUGGCCCUAAUACUGCAACAUCCAGUGGUGACCAUACAGGUUCCGUUGCAACAUCACACUCUGGAUCUGGUUCAUAUAAACCCCACGAUAUACAAAAACCAAGUCCUAGCCAUAUACCUGUCUCUAAUGGAUAUAGCGCCGAUGCAAAUAAUGCAUUAAAACCUGGUUUAUUUAAACCAGUUGAUGAAAAAACUAAAUUACCUCCAUACUUAGGUGGAUUUGGCGGUCCCUCAGGAAUACUUAAACCAAAUGAAUAUAGUGUGGCAUCUAAUCUCCCUACGUUACCUUCAGGUACACCUGCUUGUACAAGUGGAGUGUGCGGUUCGAAAACUCCUCACAGUUUGUCUAAUGAAAAGGAAAAUAUUUUAUCAAACGGAGCAUCUAAUGAUGCCACCGCUUCUGCUGCUGCGAAAGCAGUAGUUUACUCGGGAAGUUUUGGUGGCCCACCAGGCUUAUUUAAACCGUUUGAUAAUAAGCAUCCAACAAAUGAGCAAGGUGGACAUACUGGGCAAGUUAUAACAGGUGAACAUGAAAAGUCUUCAAGUGUAGUUAAUUCGGGACACGAUAAUACAUUUUUCGUAAAAGAUAAUGAACCCAGCGAUGUAAAUAAAGCUCAGGUUGAUUCAGGAAACACGGCUAACGCUGUAGCAAAUGCUAAUGCAGCAGCUUUUGCCAGCUCGAACGCGCUAAGUGCAAAUCAGGGUCUCAGUUCAUCCGGCUGCAAUUCUGGAUGUGAGUCUAAUUAUGAUUCUGGAACUGGAGGAAGUUAUGCUUCUAGCUUAGGCUCUACUAAAACCGGACUUUUAGCAGGACACGGAAGUCAAGUUGGCAGCUUAAGCUCUGCAAAUAGUGUUGCGGGUGCAGCUGCUGGAGCCUUUGGAGCGGGAAGAAGUUUUUCCAGUAGCUCAUCAUCGGCUCAUUCAUCCGCGGGUGCCGCAGUUAAAGGAGGUUAUGGGAGACGAUAAGAGAUACCUACAUAUCGACAACAUUCAGCGGAUUGCCUUCUAUUGACACAUAGUAGAAGAUAAAAAUCUUUGUUUAUUUGUUGUUCCAAUUGUUAUGUAUUAACGAAACAAGACUUGAGUAUUUUAAUGGCAAUGUAUUAUGACAUUAUGUGAUAAAUUCUUUUGUAAGAUAGAUAGAUAAUAAGUUUUUACAAUACUUUAAAAUUAAUUUCCUAAGACAUUAAUUACAUAUUUUAUAACAAUUGAAUUACAUUGUUGUAAUUGA